Messenger RNA from Kwoniella botswanensis, 747 nucleotides. RefSeq lists its product as uncharacterized. The record is from RefSeq and is a predicted model, not a curated record. Bases 1 to 747 code for a protein of 248 amino acids. The transcript is spliced from 4 exons. NCBI's taxonomy places the organism in Eukaryota, Fungi, Basidiomycota, Tremellomycetes, Tremellales, Cryptococcaceae.
AUGUCAUACUAUCGACCUUCAUCACUCGCCGCCACCACUCACGCCCAUCCUGAAGCUUCCUCUUCCCGACGCCAAGCUCAACCUGCUCUUCCAACUACUAUCAAUGAGGAAGAGAUCGCCACAGCUACUGCCGCUGCUCCUAUCGGUGCUCAGGGAGACAAGGGCAAGGGGAAAGAGAAGAAGGUGAGGAAGAUGACGAUGGAGGAUGUUGAGAGGUUGGCUGGACAGAUAUGCAACGUCCGACCUCUCGGUGCAUGCCAACGUCCACAAUCUUCUGGAAGCCUCUACUGCACCAAUCACUCAUGUCAGGCUAUCAAUGCCGAUGGGGACAGGUGCGGUAACUGGGUAUCCAACCCUAGAGAAACGAGAUUCUGUGCUAAUGGGUGGCACAUGGAAAACUCCCGUCACACCCAUCUCUCCGACCUCCUCGCCCUCCGAAAAGCCCUCAACCAGCGUCAAUCGACCGAGAGGGAGAAGCAAAACGCUGCUCAACUUUAUUACAUCGAACAGCGGUUUCCAUCAUCCUCAUCCUCAUCGUCCUCCUCGACCUCGUCCUCCGACACCCCUUCCUCGACGUCCUUGUCAUUGUUGAGUACACCCACUACUCCUCCUUCUGCUAGGUCGACGAGGAAUCUGAGUGAGCAAAGAGGCUGGGGAUCACAUGGGGUUGAUGCGUGGUGGAGAGGUAAUUGGGGGUUAAAUUCUGAGCAGAUCUCGGAGACGGGGGGAUGUACAAGGGAUAGCUGA